Messenger RNA from Plasmopara halstedii, 522 nucleotides. Its product is annotated as Predicted membrane protein. The record is from RefSeq and is a predicted model, not a curated record. Lineage: Eukaryota; Oomycota; Peronosporomycetes; Peronosporales; Peronosporaceae. Bases 1 to 522 code for a protein of 173 amino acids. The transcript is spliced from 3 exons. Gene Ontology annotation, cellular component: mitochondrion.
AUGAUGCUGCGCGGCGAAAUGAGUGACAGGACAUCCCAAGAUUCGACAGAGUCUGAGCAUCUCAUGAAGAAAAACUCAGAGUCUUCGUCAUCGCAACACCAGUGUGAAAAAGUAGCUGAAACAAAUUUAGAGCAGAUUCCGAAAGAACUCGAACCGCAAACAACACAAUCGUGGCGCCAAAGAGCUAAGACUUUCGCAAUCGAGUACGGUCGCGUGGGUGUCUGUACGCAUGUUGUGUUGUCGCUGUUGUCAUUCUCAUUCAUUUACGUCGGCGUUUCCAGCGGUUUGAAUGUGUCCGCCAUCUUGGAAUCGUUGGGAUUAUCCACUUUAGCUAGUGAGACUGCGACUAAGUCAACUGGAUCGUUCCUUAUUACCUACACGCUCUUCAAACUAUUAGCCCCGAUCCGGUGGCCUCUUACGUGCACUGUCACGCCCGUAGUUCUACGUUCUUUGAGGCGAAAAGGGUUUAUGCUCGCCGCGACCAACUCUCCAUCAAAUCGAGUUUCAGAGACACCACAGUGA